Molecule: messenger RNA, 703 nt
Organism: Empidonax traillii (willow flycatcher)
Lineage: Eukaryota; Metazoa; Chordata; Aves; Passeriformes; Tyrannidae
Gene: TAF10
Product: TATA-box binding protein associated factor 10
Exons: 5
Coding region: 28-627 (199 amino acids)
Biological process (GO): transcription initiation at RNA polymerase II promoter
Cellular component (GO): nucleus; SAGA complex; transcription factor TFIID complex
Molecular function (GO): RNA polymerase II general transcription initiation factor activity; promoter-specific chromatin binding
Source: RefSeq, a predicted model, not a curated record
GCGCAGGCGCCGAGCGGAGCGGGGGCCAUGAGCGGCAGCGCCGAUGCGGACCCCGCGCCCGCCGCGGCGGCCCCGCCCGCGCCCGCUGAGGGCAGCAAGCCCAGCCCGGCCGCUGCGGGCAGCGCCGCGCCCGGGGCGGCGCCCGGCGGGGGCGGGGGGGCGGCGCGGGGCGCCGAGGGCGGCGCGGCCGGCGGGAGGGGGUCCGUGCCGGUGUCCGCGGCCGUGGCCGCUCCCCCGGACGGGGCCAUGUCCAACGGCGUGUACGUCCCGCCCGCGGCCAACGGCGACGUGAAGCCCGUGGUGUCCACCACGCCGCUCGUGGACUUCCUGAUGCAGCUGGAGGACUACACGCCCACGAUACCGGACGCCGUGACGGGGUAUUACCUGAACCGGGCGGGGUUCGAGGCCUCGGACCCCCGCAUCAUCCGCCUGAUCUCACUGGCAGCGCAGAAGUUCAUCUCUGACAUCGCCAACGACGCCCUGCAACACUGCAAGAUGAAGGGCACAGCCUCGGGCAGCUCCCGCAGCAAGAGCAAGGACAAGAAAUACACUCUGACCAUGGAGGACCUGACACCAGCGCUGGCCGAGUACGGCAUCAACGUGAAGAAGCCACAUUACUUCACGUAGGGCCUGGGGGGCUCAGGCAGUUUGUAGAGGCUGUGUUGGUGCCAUUAAACACCCAAGAGGGUUUUGUGGGAAGGCA